UUUUCUCCCGUGUAAUGCUUGUGUGUACUGUAUACUCAAACACUUGUCUUGUGUUGUCUUUGGACUUGUUUUAUUUUUCAUUCAUAAAAGCACCGCAGAAGCACAACGUUGGAGGAAGCUGGAAUCAGAGUAAUUAACGUUGUUGGUGUCGAAAUUCCAAGCUCUUAUAUUCAUUCAUGGCAUUGAAACUCAACAACAAAUUCAAAUUCACUCACACAUUCUUCUCCAAACUCCGUUAUUCUUCUUCUUCUUCAACUCAAUCCGCAGAUACCAUUGUUUCCAUCAUCACCACCAAAGGACUCACCGCUCCUGAACUCAACAACUUCUCACCUUCACUAACCCCUCACCUCGUCGAGUCCGUCCUCACGCGCCUCCGCAGUUGGCGUAUAGCUCAAACCUUCUUCCAUUGGUCUUCCAAUCAACCCCAUUAUCACCACACUCCCUUCACCUUCAAUGCUAUCGCUUCUAUCUUCUCACGUUCCCAUCAAACCCAACCUCUCAUAGACCUUGCCAAACACCUUCCCAAUUCCUCAUGUUCAUUCACACCUGGUGCUUUAUCUUUCUUCCUUCGUUGCCUCGGUAAUCUUCGCUUGGUUCAUGAAGCCAACCACCUGUUCGAUGAAAUGUCGCUGAAGGGUCUUUGUGUUCCGGAUCGUCAUUGUUAUAAUAUUUUGUUAGAGGUUAUAUCGAAAUGUGGGUCGAUUGAUUUGAUGGAGAAGAGGUUGAGUGAAAUGAAGGGUUUUGGUUGGGAGUUUGAUAAGUACACGCUUAUGCCGGUUAUUGUUACUUAUUGCAAUGCUCGUAGAAUUGAUCAGGCUUUGGGUGUUUAUAAGGAAAUGGAAGAGAAAGGUUGGGUUGAUGAAGGUCUUUGUUCUAUGAUGGCGUUGUAUUUUUCUAAAUGGGGUGAGGUUGAUAAGGCUUUUGAGUUGGUGGAGAGGAUGGGUGAAAAUGGAAUGAGACUCAGUGAGAAGACUUUUUGUGUUUUGAUUCAUGGUUUUGUCAAGGGGUCGCGGGUUGAUAAGGCUCUUCAGCUGUUUGAUAAAAUGCGCCGGGAGGAUGGUUUCACUCCUGAUGUUUCCUUGUAUGAUGUUCUCAUUGGAGGACUCUGCAAGAAUAAGGACGCUGACAGGGCUUUGAGCUUGUUUUACGAGAUGAAGGAAUCCGGGGUUAGGCCGGAUGCUGGAAUAUUAACUAAAUUGAUAUCAUGUUUUUCGGAUAAUAAAAGUAUGGUUUCUAAGUUACUUGAAGAAAUUCCUGAAGGGGAAGAAGACGAGAUAACUCUUGUUUUGAUCUACAAUGCCCUUUUGACUUGUUAUGUGAAUGAUGGGCUGAUGGAUGAAGCUUAUCGCCUUAUUCAAAUGAUGAUUCAAAGCAAAUCUAGUACUGAUAAUGACGCAUCCCAGAUGGAUGCUUUCUUCAAGAUCAUCAAGAGAUUGGUUUCCCCCAAUAUCACUUCCUUUGGCAUUGUAAUUGAUGGCUUACUAAAACAUGAUCAGUUGGACCUUGCCCUGCGCCUCUUUAAUGAUAUGCGACGAUUUGUUGGUAAACCGACUAUUUUGGUUUACAACAAUCUGAUUGAUAGUCUCUGCAAAUCCAAUAGAUUGGAGGAGAGCUAUGAGCUCUUGAGAGAGAUCAAAGAAUUGGGAAUUGAACCUACUCAUUUCACUUAUAACUCCAUUUAUGGAUGCAUGUGUAAAAGAAAGGAUGUCCCGGGGGCGAGCAAUAUGUUGAAGGAGAUGGGUGCGUGUGGACAUGGACCAUGGAUAAAACAUACCACCCUUCUUGUGAAAGAGCUAUGUGAUCACGGGAGGGUGAUAGAAGCAUGCGAGUUUCUCGAUAACAUGGUUCAGCAAGGCUUCCUUCCUGAUAUAGUUUCGUAUUCUGCAGCAAUUGGCGGCUUGGUUAACAUUCAAGAAGUUGAUCAUGCAAUGAAAAUAUUCAGGGAUUUAUGUUCUCGUGGGCACUGUCCGGAUGUGGUUUGUUUUAAUUUGUUGAUAAGAGGGCUAUGCAAAGCCAACAGAUUCUCAGAGGCUGAAAAUUUAUUCAAUGAGCUUGUUGAGAGGGGCCUUUCUCCCUCAGUUGUCACCUACAAUCUGUUUAUUGAUUAUUGGUGCAAAAAUGGUUCUGUUGAUAAGGCUAUGGCGCUUCUUUUCAAAAUGUCCAAAGAAGACAAGGAGCCUAGUAUCAUUACAUACACAACUUUGGUGGAUGGGUUAUGCAAAGAAGAAAGGCCUGAUGAUGCUAUCUUGCUCUGGAAGGAGAUGGAAAGAAAAGGUUGCCCUCUGAAUCGAAUCGCUUUCAUGGCAAUUAUUUAUGGUCUUUGCAAAUGCAAUAGACCAACUGAUGCGCUUUGUUAUUUACGUGAGAUGGAACAGAAACAAAUGAAACCGGCCUCCUUCAUUUAUAUUGCAUUGCUAAGUGCUUAUGUGUCUGAUCUGAAUUUGACAUCUGCAUUUGAAAUUUUCAAAGAGAUGGUUGAUUUAGGAUUUUUUCCUCACCCCCUUGAUAAAAAUUACCCCAUUGCAGUAGAUGCAAUACUCAAGUUUUGUAAGGAUCAGAGAACAUCCUCUAGCAUCCAAGUUCUAAUGGAAGAAGGGAAGAUUCCAUCAGAGUGUGAACUGUUGGAAGUAAAAGGUUAGUCAAAGGGAGUCGGCCAUUUUCUGCGAUUGCUAGAGUAAGUAAAUGUUACAUAUCAAAUUGAUGCGUUUAGCAUAGAAACAAAUGUACAGAAAAACACAUUUGUUACACUCCACUGAUAUUUUGGCUACAAGGAGAAUGUGAGCUCUGGAAUUAAUCAAGUUUUAUAUCACUUGUCAGUUGUCAAGUUGAUAGUUGGAAGUAGUCAAAGGGGCAGGGGGAAUAAGUGCAUGGAUUGGUUUCAGAAUACUAAAAAGGAUCUGAAAAAAUGGAUACACAAUUCGCGGCCACACACCCUCUUCAUUCCAUUCAAGUUUCACUCAAAAUCAGUUGUUAUUUCAUCAUGGUUAGAUCUUUGAAAUUGCAACCUCAGGCUCUGCACAUGGUCUGAUCCCGAGUCACAAGUUUCCCCAAAGUUUGUUUCAUAAGAUAAAGAAGUAAUCAGGUUUAAUUGAAUUGCUUUGUCCUUGUGAAAAUAAGGGUGCCGGCCUAUCGCCUUUGUUGGGUUCAAGUGUGAAUGAUUAAGUCUCACAUCGAUUAUGAAUGAGUUCAAUGUUGGAUAUACAAGAGAAGUAACCUAUAUGUUUUUUAGUGGAGAUGUGACAUCUCCCUCUCUUCUGGUCAUGAAGCAUUAACCCGUUGUUUCUCUGUGCGUUCCUCCAAACUCCCCAACAACUAUUCACAAUGAUUACAGAAAAGGGAUUGUGCUUUUUACCACUCUUUUGAUGUUUGGCUAAUGACUACCUCGAGAAAUCCUCUCAUAUAUUUUUGCAAAGAAAUUGGUUAUUAGUUUUGCUCUCUAGGUUCAUUCAGUUUGAGACAAGCAUUUUAUUAAUGUUGUAAUCUUUUGAAAAAUUCAUAUUUAGAGGGAGGUUGAUAUUUUUGGCACUGAAGCAAUGUCCCUGCUUGCACGUUGUCACUGAUAUGUUCGAGUUAUAUCAUCUUUUGUGUAUUGUAGCAAAA
Molecule: messenger RNA, 3600 nt
Organism: Trifolium pratense (red clover)
Lineage: Eukaryota; Viridiplantae; Streptophyta; Magnoliopsida; Fabales; Fabaceae
Product: putative pentatricopeptide repeat-containing protein At5g08310, mitochondrial
Exons: 2
Coding region: 177-2639 (820 amino acids)
Molecular function (GO): protein binding
Source: RefSeq, a predicted model, not a curated record